UCUGGAUCUGGCCGCACCUAAACUCCCCCCUGAGCAGCAGUUUAGAACGCAAGGGGGUCCUCUCUGAACCUCAUCACUCAGUGGGAGGGUCUCCCUGACAGUUUUGUCUGACCCUGUCCUCUGCGCAGUAAAUACUCAAGUGUACCUUGCCGUUGAAUCUUGUUAAACCACUGUUGCAUUAACAUUGAACUUUGUUAACUCACUGUAUUAUAUGAAUAAAUGCAUCGUUGCUGUUUUCUUGAAGGUGAAGUGCAUGUUUCCAUCCAUGACAUAUUCAAAGCAUCUUUUGUGCUAAUUGGACCAGACAGACAGUUCCAAGUAUACUUAACAUGAACAACAUGAAUUAACAUUUGAAAGACUAAUGCAACAGUUUCUAGGAAUAGACAAUGUUUUCCCACAGUGAGCUGCACUGAGGUGGUAAUUUCUGUUUUCCUUUAAAGUGUAAGCAUAGGCAAGUUUACUUUUUUCCAGAGAAGAUGGGAAUAAUUAAAAUAAAAUAAAUUUAAAAAUAAUGCCAUAUUCCUGUGCAGAACAUUUAUUAAUGAAAUGCAAAAUUGAAGUAAAAUAAGUCAGACUGUCACCACAGAAUUCAGUAGGGACAGCAAUAACUUUCAGCAGUCUCUAAAAGCACAAUUUCACAACCUACCAGACAUACUGCUUCACUUCAGGGUUAAAGUUUUCUCAUCAAGUGAAUUAUUGGCUAGCAAAACAGAAAACAGCUGCUGAACAGAUAACUGGCAAUGUUCCAGAUUAUUUUUAUCACUAUUUUAGCAAGCCAUACAUUUGGAAUUGCAUUUUUAAAUGCUUACUGGAGGACAGUUUGACGGAAGAGCCAAUAGUUAAAUAAAGUAGCUCAACUCUCCUUUCCCACAAUACAUUAAAUGGUUGGCCAUUGAUGUAAGUUAUCUUGAACUUUGAUCUGCCUUUGAAAAUUUCCUUACCUUAUGAUGCAGCCUUCAUGAGCUUAAAAUAAAAUAGCAACCUUAGAACUUUAAUUAUAGCUAUGUCUGGUAAUCCUGCUCUGCUAUCAACUUAAUACAGAGGUUCAUUUCUGACAGCUAUCGAAAUUCAGCUGCCUCUUCCUUCAUGAGUCCAUUAGCAAACGAAGAUACAGUAUAAACUGACUUGCCAUUUUCAUGGUAAUGGGAGAUGUAAAAACGAAAGAGAGACAGAGCUUUGAAUGAAAAUAGCCAAGCAAGAAGGAAUAAAAGAAUCUUGUUAGACUACUUCUAGCAUCAGUGCAACUCAGGGAAAUAAGCAGUUUUCACUAUCAGUUGCCAUUGUGCGUUCUGCUUUACAUUGCCAAGCCCAGCUAGGGGGAUUUUCUAGCAAACAAACUACAAUUUGGUAAUGCUUUUCCCUUUUUUCUCCUCUUUCCUCUUAGGUCUUGUUAACCAAACUAGUAACACUUGUAGGCAUUAUUUGCCUUGAGAUCACAGAGUGGCAAGAAGAUGACACCACAGAGAGCCUUUGAGGUCAUCAGUCCUGCUCCCCAGACACAUGCAGUAGAUGGGAUCAUAGAUUAAAGCUCUUAAGCCCCGGAAGAUGAAGGCUGCUGGUACAAUGUGAUAGCAUAAAGGAUUUCGAGUUGUUUUUAGUAUUCUGAUGGGGUAAAAUCAGUCUGCUGUCUCCUGGAAGCUGUGACACAUGAGCUUUCAUUGUAAUUCUCCCUGCGGUCUGAGUCUGACCCCCUAGCACACUGGAGAAGGCUGUGCUGUGUUUGUAGGUCACUCAGACUGCAGACAUAGCCCUUCAAACCUCCUCUUUGGGCAGGGGUUGUUACAGUUCCCUCCUACCACAAACAACAGGGUUAACCGUGGCUGUUUUGCACAUGUGCACAACUUCCGCAAUGAAGUCCAAUAUGCUCAAUAAUUUCACAGUUCACCUAACAUGAAAUCUGCUCCCUUCCUACCGUCAAGCUAUUUAAAUCUCUUCCCUCAGUAUUUCAGUUAGAAGAAAUACAGAGUUUAUAUCUAUUGCCGCAUACCCCUUGGAAAAACAGAAUCAUUAACCUUCCAUUUAAAUCAAUGAAUCUCUUUGCUCAUUAUUCAUAAUGACAUGCAGCACAAUAUUGCAGUGAUCAGAGGUGCAUUAAAAUUGUGCUUUUGCUGGUUACACAUGAAAGAUGUGCAUGUGUUGAAGCCACUCAAGACCCCAGCACUAUAAAUAGUGCUCUAUUGUUAGUGGAGAAAAGAUGAAACAAGUCUCCUGGCAGUGGAGCACAGCACACCCUAUUAAAUGUUAAGCUCUGCCUGUGCUAAAAGCAAACGGCAACAUCAGCCGACAAACUAGCCUGUGGGUAAGGCAUAUGACUGGGAAGAGUUUGCUCUGACUCUGCAGUUUCCCCAAAGCCACAGGAGCAGCCGCUUAUCGUUCUGCCUUGGCCAUGGCAGAAGCUGUUAUAAGGCACUGGGUGGAAACCCCCGUACGCUACCAAGAGCAGUUUGCUGCCCAAGAGCUGGAAGCGCACAGGCUGGACCACUCUUUAUAUGCUUUGCCGGGCCCUUCUACAGCUGCACUGAGCAGCAGAAGGUGUGUCACUGAAAGUACAGAUGGAGCCAGGAAUAGUGUCCCGGAGGAGGAAAACGCACGCUUUCGGGUCUUGCUGGACGUUGUGCAGUUUCGACCUGAAGAUAUCAUUAUUCAGACUUUUGAAGGCUGGCUCCUGAUCAAAGCCCAGCAUGGACCCAGGAUGGACGAACACGGUUUCAUAUCCAGAAGCUUUACCAGACAAUACAAAUUACCCGAUGGAGUGGAGAACAAAGACUUGUCUGCGCUUUUCUGCCACGAUGGCAUUUUGGUUGUUGAAAUGAAGAACUCGGUGGGAGAGAAUUAGAACCUUGUCCAUAGUUUAUUGGCUCUGGAAAAGCACACAAACUGAAGGAUACCAUCAAGAAAAAAACCUUCUUUCCACCAUUCAAGCUUGUAUACAAAAAAAAAAACCAAACCAAAACCAGAAACAAACACCCAAAUGUGGAAGAUUACUUAGAAGUGUGUUGCAUGUUUGAGACUAAAAGAAAAAGGAGUAAUCACUGACUCUAUCUGCUUGAAAACAUAGUAAAUGAUACUUCCUGUCGAAGACAAAUUAAUCUGAAAUAAAACAUUCAAAGACA
This is a messenger RNA of Falco peregrinus (peregrine falcon), 3113 nucleotides long. RefSeq names its product heat shock protein family B (small) member 3 (gene HSPB3). The coding region runs from base 2387 to 2836 and encodes 149 amino acids. Gene Ontology annotation, cellular component: nuclear speck; cytoplasm. NCBI's taxonomy places the organism in Eukaryota, Metazoa, Chordata, Aves, Falconiformes, Falconidae. The transcript has 2 exons. The record is from RefSeq and is a predicted model, not a curated record.